AUGGUGGAUUACGUUAGUGUAAAGUUGGUGAGUUUGAAUCAGGCUGUUAUAGGCACGUCUCCGAUCAAGAAGGAGGAAAUUGAUUCUGCUGGGUGGAUUGUUGGCAAACGUGGGGACUGGCAUGGGGUCUAUAUCACAGAGUCUGGUACGGUGGUCAAAUAUGGGCGUCAUGUCCAAGCCGAACGAGAGGCUCGAGCGAUGAGUUUUGUCCGUAGGACCUGUCCGCAGGUUCCUGUGCCAGAAGUGCUUGGUUGGUGGGAAGAAGGAGAAGGAAGAGACCGGGUGGGACAUUUGGCGAUGUUGUUUAUCCCCGGGGAUAUGCUCAGUAAAAGCUGGCCGACCAUGGAUCAAGUGCAGCGGGAGAGUGUCCUAAAGGAUCUAGAUGAUAUAUUGUGUCAACUACGGACACUUCGUGCUCCGCCAGCAGCUCUGAUCGGUCCUAUCGACGGUACCAGCCCUGCUGCCGAUGUUCGAGGCGGCGGUGCUGAAUAUGGCGGCCCGUUCAAGACUGAGGCUGACCUCAACGAAUGGCUGGUUUCUCUAGUACACCCGGACUCGAUACGGUUCUUCGGUUCAUUCUACGUUGAACAAUCCGGAAUAGUUUGA
This is a messenger RNA of Nannizzia gypsea CBS 118893, 606 nucleotides long. RefSeq lists its product as hypothetical. NCBI's taxonomy places the organism in Eukaryota, Fungi, Ascomycota, Eurotiomycetes, Onygenales, Arthrodermataceae. The coding region runs from base 1 to 606 and encodes 201 amino acids. The transcript is spliced from 2 exons. The record is from RefSeq and is a predicted model, not a curated record.